AUGAAGAAGUUAAGAUUGCUCAUUAUUCGUAAUCUUGCCUUGGAAAUGAGAGAUGGCCACUCACUGAACAUUGAAUAUCUUUCUAAAGAGUUACGAUUCCUUCAGUGGCAUAAAUUUCCUGCAGAAUAUUUGCCAUCAGAUUUCCAACGAGGUGGACUUGUUGUAUUGAAGUUGUGGUGGAGCAAAAGCCUUCGUAACAACCCUAUCAAGCCUUUAAACAGUUUGAAAACCAUUGACAUAAGUCAUUCAACAAAUUUAAGAAAGUUUGAAGACUUUGGGGUGGUUCCAAAUCUAGAGCGGUUGAUUCUUGAAGGUUGUGUAAAUCUAGUGGAGAUUGACCAAUCCAUCACACUUCUUAAAAGGCUUACUAUCUUGAACCUGAAAUGUUGCAUUGGUCUACAAAAUCUUCCAACAAGCAUGGGUAGUUUGAAAUCUCUCAAAGUUCUAAACCUUGAAGGUUGUGUAAGCCUUACCAACUUACCAGAGGACUUGGGGCUUCUAAAUAGUUUAGAGAAGCUUAAUUUGGGAGGCAUUUCUAUAGAAGGCAGGUAUCUACCAUCUUGGAGCGGAGGGCGACAAUGCAACAAUUUGAUGAAUACCAUUGUUGGAAAAGGUUUCUCAUCGUCAGCUGGUUUUUUCUCUUUGAAAAGGUUGGUACUAAGCAGCUGUGGUCUUGGGAAUGAAGCGUUUCCUGAAAAUUUUGGCUGCUUAGUUUCUUUACGACAUUUAAACCUCAGCAAUAAUGAUUUUUCUCGCCUACCUGUCAGUUUCAAUAAACUAUCCAAGCUUCAUACUAUGAAUUUAGGCUACUGUAGAAAUCUAGAAUUGUUGGGGCCAGAGCUUCCUCCUGAUCUACGAUGGAUAGGCCUUAGUUGCUCUGUAUCAUUGGACGGGUUUCUUGAUGCAUUAAUGAACGACCAAUGCAACAUGGCGUGCUCUGUAAUUUGCGAGGGAUGCUUGAAAUUGGCAACAAGGCAGAGCAGCGAAAGGACAACAUUUACAUUACUGAAAAGGUACCUUCAGAAACGCCCCCGCUACGUAUUUAACUUUGUUCUUCCUGGAAAUGAAAUUCCAUCUUGGUUCACUCGUAAAAGUUUCAAGCCCUCCAUAACUUUACAACUAGAUCCGAAUUGGUUCAACAGUAAGUGGAUGGGUUUCACUGUUUGUUCAUGCUUUCGUACACCAAGCCCAUCUUUUGGGUAUGCUGUAAAGAUUGAAGAAUUGAACUGUGGACUUGGUCGAAGAUGCACUUAUGAAAAAAAGGUGGUCUCAGCGGUGGAUUUCCCGAUGGAUCACCUUUGGAUAAUGUAUUGGCCUCGUAGAUUGAUCACAUCCGAUAUCCUACCCAAUAUCCCAGUCGAUCAAGAGUGGGGAAACAACUGCAGUCGGCUUACGUUUUCAUUUAAAACAUAUGACUUGGAUGGUAAAACACAUACAGACAAGUACAUUAGAUCGUGUGGUGUCCAUUUGGUGUAUAAGCAAGACAUAGAAGAUAUGAACCCAGUUUUCAGCGACGGCAUCGAAUAUCCUUUUGAAGGAUGA
Molecule: messenger RNA, 1542 nt
Organism: Ziziphus jujuba (common jujube)
Lineage: Eukaryota; Viridiplantae; Streptophyta; Magnoliopsida; Rosales; Rhamnaceae
Product: disease resistance-like protein CSA1
Exons: 2
Coding region: 1-1542 (513 amino acids)
Biological process (GO): defense response
Molecular function (GO): protein binding
Source: RefSeq, a predicted model, not a curated record